AUUUGUUUUUGCAGAUUUGAUUUCUACCGUGUGGUUGCUUGUUUGUUUCCCAUAAUCACUACUGAUUUUCCUUCAAAAGUAUCCAUAUGGAGUCUUUAUAACUUGUUCUGCAGAUAAACGGGUGGAUGGCAACCAUCAGAGUGCUGCUAAAAUUGCAGAAAGAAGCAUCUUUGUUUGAUCUUAUGCUACCUACUCACACAAGCCACAACAAGCGAAUUUUUUAAUACAUUUACCAUUUAAACCGAAUGGCAGAAUCUCAGCCCCCGAAAGAUCGGUAUCGGCAACGUACAGCGCUGAAAAGGCUACGGAAAAUAAGCGCAUCAGAGACUCUAAUUUAUUGCCUUUUUCUACAGGAACAUUGUAAAUGAAAAUCCUCUUGAAGAUCUAAGAAGAAAUAGGCUCAGAGUUUAAUGAUUUGAGAUUACAUCAACAAGCUCGCGUAGAGCUCUCAUAGUUUGAUGGUAUAAUUUCCGUCAUCAUAGCCGUAAAAAUCAACAAUUUCUCCUACUUUUGAAUGGAAAGCGACAAAAGUAAACAAGUUUCAGAGAUCAAAAGGAGAUAAAAUUUACUUUUGAGCGUCGCCUCAGAAAAUAGAGGUUGGAGAACAGAUCAAGGAUUUUGCUUUUGCGGAUGGUACGGACAAUUCUAGGUGAAAACGCCGGAGAAUAAUCAGUAAAAUUCAAACAUGACAGGAAUGGAAACGACGUCGACGAAGACCGCGGCGGAUGAGGAUGGAGGGAAAACGGAUGUUGAAUGGGAGGCAGGAAGAUUGAUUAUAAAUAGCUAAGGGUGACGAAACCCUAAUGUCCGGUAGAUGGCGAAGCUACAUUAGGGGCCCUCUUGUACUCUGAACUGUCGAGCCCAUCCCGUAAGGCUGUCGAAUUUAAAUAUGUUGGUCCUCUGUUUUAUAUUCAGGAAUCGUCCAGCAGAUAUUCUACGUAUGGGCCUCUGGCCCCAAACAUCCAUUUUUUGGUCCAAUCUAAGUCCACCUGGUUGGUUUAGUUGGGCUGCUUUUGAUGCAUUUCUAAAAGGACAACUGUUUGAUUGGCCUGAAAUCGAAGGUUGAU
Messenger RNA from Rubroshorea leprosula, 1067 nucleotides. The record is from the annotation of a GenBank genome assembly. NCBI's taxonomy places the organism in Eukaryota, Viridiplantae, Streptophyta, Magnoliopsida, Malvales, Dipterocarpaceae.